Strongylus vulgaris is the source of this 740-nucleotide messenger RNA. Lineage: Eukaryota; Metazoa; Nematoda; Chromadorea; Rhabditida; Strongylidae. The record is from the annotation of a GenBank genome assembly.
UUUGUGAUUGCAUUUCCAAUUGCACUACAUGUGUUGAAUGGAGUCCGAUUCAUAGGAUUUGAUAUUGCGAAGGGAAUGAAAGACAUCAACCAGGCUAGUAGUAUGAGCGAAACAGAACGAAUUGAAGUUCCAUCAGCUCCUGAGGCACCGGAUUUUGAAGAUCCGCGCCUCGAAGUGGAGGGAUUUGUAGUUGAUUAUAUAGCUUGGCGAAUCAAAAGGGACAAACAUGAGUGGUACGAACAACCGGCGUUGCCGUUCGGCACGCAGCCUGAGCAUGAGAUGAUGAGUCAAAAAGUUACAGAAGAUAGUCUCCAAUUUUUGGAUAACAUAGAUAUCAACUUAUUUUCUGCCAUACUAUUGUACGUAUUUGAAUUUUUUCUGUUUCGCUAUUCAGUGUUGCUCUUUAGAAAAGUUGCUUACAUCUUUGAACGCCGCCAUCGCAGUGAGUUGCAUGCAUUUGCGGACGAACUGUUAGAAGAUGAGAAUUUAUCGUUUACUCGAUACUGUGAGAUAGUUGAUGAGUUUGGAAGGACUGCGGAUGAAAUGGAAAAUGGAAUGUCAUAUGGAAGAUUGGUGGGAUUAAUAUCGUUUGGAGGAUUGGUGGCAGCUCGCUUGUACGCGCGUAAUUUACGUCGCGAAGUCCAGCAACUUGCGCUUUAUACUGCAAAAUUCAUCGCAAAACGGAUACGACUGACAUGGGUCGAGGAUGAGAGGAGCUGGGUAAGUACGAAGAAUUGAAU